AGCUGUGACAGCGGGGCCUCACGGUAAUUACAUCACAUGACGUCAUCACUGCAAUAGUGGCGUCACUGGCGAUCUGUAAUCGGUGGGUGGGGUCAGAGACAGAGUACUAACCUGCUAUCCCAGCAUUCUAACACCCAGCACCCUCAGCUGUGUGCGCUGUGUGCGCUCCGCGUGCCGUCACUGUCUGCGCUGUGCGCUCCGCGUGCCGUCACUGUCUGCGCUGUGCGCUCCGCGUGCCUUCACUGUCUGCGCUGUGCGCUCCGCGUGCCGUCACUGUCUGCGCUGUGCGCUCCGCGUGCCGUCACUGUCUGCGCUGUGCGCUCCGCGUGCCGUCACUGGCUGCGCUGUGUGCGCUCCGCAUGCCGUCACUGUCUGCGCUGUGCGCUCCGCGUGCCGUCACUGUCUGCGCUGUGCGCUCCGCGUGCCGUCGCUGUCUGCGCUGUGUGCGCUCCGCGUGCCGUCACUGGCUGCGCUGUGUGCGCUCCGCAUGCCGUCACUGUCUGCGCUGUGCGCUCCUCGUGCCGUCACUGUCUGCGCUGUGCGCUCCUCGUGCCGUCACUGUCUGCGCUGUGCGCUCCGCGUGCCGUCGCUGUCUGCGCUGUGUGCGCUCCGCGUGCCGUCACUGGCUGCGCUGUGUGCGCUCCGCAUGCCGUCACUGUCUGCGCUGUGCACUCCGCAUGCCGUCAUUGUCUACGCUGUGCGCUCCGCGUGCCGUCACUGUCUGCGCUGUGUGUGCUCCGCGUGCCGUCACUGUCUGGGCUGUGUGCGCUCCGCGUGCUGUCACUGUCUGCGCUGUGCGCUCCGCGUGCCGUCACUGUCUGCGCUGUGUGUGCUCCGCGUGCCGUCACUGUCUGGGCUGUGUGCGCUCCGCGUGCUGUCACUGUCUGCGCUGUGCGCUCCGCGUGCCGUCACUGUCUGCGCUUUGUGUGCUCCGCGUGCCGUCACUGUCUGUGCUGUGUGCGGGCCACGUGCCGUCGCUGUCUGCGCUGUGUGUGCUCCGCGUGCCGUCACUGUCUGCGCUGUGUGUUCCGCGUAUCGUUGCUGUCUGCGCUGUGUGUUCCGCGUAUCGUUGCUGUCUGCGCUGUGUGUUCCACGUAUCGUUGCUGUCUGCGCUGUGUGCUUUACGUAUCGUCACUGUCUGUUCUGUGUGCUCCGCGUAUAUUCACUGUCUGCGCUGUGUACUCAGCGUAUCAUCACUCUCUGCGCUUUGUGCUCCGCGUUUCGUCACUGUCAGUGCGGCGUAUCGUCACUGUCUGCUUGGCGUAUGGUCACCGUCUGCGCUGUGUGUUCCGCGUAUUGUCACUGUCUGCGCUGUGUGCUCCGCGUGCCGUCACUGUCUACGCUGUGCGCUCCGCGUGCCGUCAUUGUCAGCGCUGCAUUUCACCGUCUGUGCUGUGUGUUCCACGUAUCAUCACUGUCUGCGCAGUGUGUUCCGGGUAUUGUCAUUGUCUGCGCUGUGUGUUCUGGGUAUAUUCACUGUCUGCGCUGUGUGCUCCACGUAUCGUCACUGUCUGCGCUGUGUGCUCCAUGUAUCGUCACUGUCAGCGCGGCGUAUCGUCACUGUCUGCGCUGCGUGCUCCGCGUAUCGUCACUGUCUGCGCUGUGUGCUCCGUGUAUCGUCACUGUCUGCGCUGUGUGCUUUGCGUAUCGUCACUGUCUGCUCUGUGUGCUCCGCGUAUCGUCACUGUCAGCACGGCGUAUCGUCACUGUCUGCGCUGUGUGCUUCGCGUAUCGUCACUGUCUGCUCUGUGUGCUCCACAUAUCGCCGCUGUCCGUACUGUGUGCGCGGCAUGUCACUGUCUGUGCUCAGAGUAUCAUCGCUGUGUGCACGUUGGAUCGCCAUUGUCUUCGCUGUGUGCCCUGCGUACUCUCACUGUCUGCCCUGUGUGCUCCACGUAUCCUCACUGUCUGCUUUGUGUGCGUGGCCUAUCGUCACUGCCUGCGCGGCGUGUCAUUACUGUGUGCGCGUAGUCGUCACUCUGCCCUGUAUGCGUGGAAUGUUUGAGCCCUGUGUAAUGGUGUUUAUUUGUCAACAUUGAUAUAACCCAAGAUAGUUUGUGAUGACUAGUGGUCAAGGUGUUAAUUUUUGUUGCAUUUUGAAAUAUUUUUAGAUUCCAAAUUCGGUCAUAAUUAUUUUUUAUGUACUGAUUUGGUUCAUUUGUCAUCAUCUGUUUAUUGUUUUGUUGUUAGCUGUCAUAUAUGCAGACAUCUAUGUCCUCUAUCACAGCAAAUAUAAACAUGCUACUAAAGUAUUUAAUGCGUAAUAAAAUAGUGUAUAAAAUAUAAAAACAAAAAUAGUUCAAAAACUUAUCAAAGUUUGUAAUGAAUAGUCCCACGUAAAGGUAAAAAAGGUAAAGGUUUUUACCUUUACGUGGGACUAUUCAUUACAAACUUUGAUAAGUUUUUGAACUAUUUUUGUUUUUAUAUUUUAUACACUAUUUUAUUACGCAUUUUAUAUAUUUUAGUAUAUUUUUAGGCGCAUUCUUACUGUACUGUUUUUUCUGUGUUCUUCCAAUCUUUGGGGAAUUGUAGGGGAUUCCCUUUAUAGGAGUGCAGCCUUCAUAUAUUGUGGCUAUUUAGCGCUGAUUUUUUUCUGUUUUUUCUAAAGUAUUUAAUAUGUGUUUUUCUCUGUUUAGAUCUCUUUUUGGAAAACACAUCACCUAACCUUGGUUUGCCUGAGCUUUCUAUGGAAAAUUUCAUUCUUGACCAAACUGAACGUGUUCAGAAUUCCCUUGAAGGACACCACAGUCCACUUAGUUCACCAGAACUUGUGAUGGAAGAAAUAACUCUUGCCCAAAGUGAUGAGAUCAUCAUUAAUACGGAAAGCAUAAGCCUGGAGAAUUCGGCGGUCUUAAAUGAUGACUCAAACUCAUGUGAAGAAGAAAGUCUCCCAGAAUCCUCUGCUGGUACACACCAAGAAUAUACCGAGCCAGUAUAUUCAACAGUGGUUGCAGGAGAAGAUGAUACAGAAGAUGAUGCAGCCCCUGGUACUUAUAGCAAUACACGAAUGACAAAUUUUAGCUCUGAUGAGAGUGAUGAAAUCGUUAGUAAUGACUUAAUGGAAACGCAAAGAGCACAAUUAUUAGAGAGUACAUAUGAUUACAGCAAUAACCUGGAAGAUUUUUCUUUUGUAUCGGACAGUGUCAAUUGUCAAACAAGUCAUCAGAAAGGUCCAAAAGGUGAUAAAAGCUUCAUUUGCUCUGAAUGUGGAAUGUUUUUUGACAGAUAUUCAAAUCUGGUUAGACACCAGCGUGUACACACCGGGGAGCGUCCUUAUGUCUGUACAGAAUGUAACAAGUCUUACACGCAGAGUGCACACCUUACUCGACAUCAGAAGAGCCACACAGCUGUGAAAACCUACCCGUGCCGGGAUUGUGGCUAUCGCUUUGCUCACAAGGCUCAGCUUGUGAUACAUAGAAAAGCCCAUAGAGGAAGAACGCAGUUUGCGUGCGCGGUCUGCGGAAAAUGUUUCAUUAAAUAUUCCAACCUUCUUGUGCACCAGAAAGUUCACCUGGAGCCAAAACCAGAACCAAAGUUUUUUGAAUGUUCCUUAUGUGAUGAAAAGUUUAUUCACAAGUCGGACCUUGCAAAACACGAGAGAGUUCACACAGGGGAAAAGUUCUUGUGCUUUGAAUGCGGAAUACGUUUUUCUUGUAGCUCAAGUCUUCAUAGGCAUCAGAAGAUUCACACUGAAGAAGCAACAACAGAUUAACGAGACAUUUCCAUUAAGAACUGUGAUACCAAACAAGGCUGGAUUUAUAUCCAAGUAAGAUAGGGAUUUCUACACUUAGUCGGGACAUGCAGCACAAAAGCCAGGAGGCAUGGAUCCUAAAUGUUUUACCAAUUGCUAUAAAACAUUUGUGGUAUUUUCAUAAAAUCCAGUGAAUUUACCUGUUUCCGUGUUGAUAGGGCUUUCAGAUUCUUAAGCUUUUGAAAGGAUGAACUCUUAUUAGAACUUAUGGCCUUAAUUUAAUAUUUUUGGGAUAAGCUUUUCAAAUAAAAAAAAUUUCAAAAUAUUAAUCAUAUAAAAGUAUAUUAAAAUAUUUUUCAGAAUAUUAAAUCAUUUUGGGAAGCUUAAAAAUCCAAAAAAUUUUAAAUCAAAGCCUAUAUUGGAGAAAAAUGGUUGGCAGUCUCCUGCGGAAUCUGAAAUCGGAUAAAGAAUUCGAAUCCCUUGUGCUAAUGUUAGAGAGAGUUGCUAAUACUAUACAUUGCUCCCGUGGCAGAAUAAAAUGUAUUGAGACGUUAUUACUGAGAGUCCGGUAACCAACGAUAUGAAGUGAGAAUCGUUGUCGUGGACGCUGACAGUCAAACUUCUGUAUCGCUGUCCUGUAUAAAUAUUUAUCUGUAAAUGAAUUGAGAUUUGUUAUUAAUUUAGUUUAAAAGAGAUGGUCCGUGUACAGAUCAUGUUUCAUGUCAUCACCAAUCUAAACAAUAUGAGAGAAUAUAUGGCGUUUCUUUUGUGUUGUCUGUGUUUUAUAGUUGCUGACCUACUCCACAAGGGGGAUCCCCAGCAGAACACACCAUAUACAUUACUGUAUAACCUAUUGCUUGCUUUGUACUAGGAGAGCAAUGGAAGAUGUUACUGUAAAGGCACAGUGUUAUUAGAGCCUGUGCAUGGAUCUUAGAGCCUACUGAAGUAAACUGCUCUCCUGGGUAAUUCUCUUUUCAGUAUUGCGUUACAGUUGAAGUCCAAUAAAACCUACAUGUUGGUGUCUUCUCAUCCUGAUAGAUCACUGUAUUAAUGGAUUUUCCUAUAUGGUCUGUUGUGAUUUGAAAAGCAGUGGGAAUAUGCAUUAUUACCCCAGAGAUCCUUGGCAAUCAGUCACCAUGUGGAGCACAGCUUUGGCUGAUAUUAAAGUGGAGCUGUUGAUUUUAGGUCUUUGUAGUUUCUACCCCUCACCAAUGGCAAGAGAGUGAGUUAAACAUUAGAAAUGUCGAGCUCGAGCUGUAUAUUAUUCAGCAUU
Pelobates cultripes (western spadefoot toad) is the source of this 4964-nucleotide messenger RNA. NCBI's taxonomy places the organism in Eukaryota, Metazoa, Chordata, Amphibia, Anura, Pelobatidae. The record is from the annotation of a GenBank genome assembly.